This is a messenger RNA of Penaeus vannamei (Pacific white shrimp), 2216 nucleotides long. NCBI's taxonomy places the organism in Eukaryota, Metazoa, Arthropoda, Malacostraca, Decapoda, Penaeidae. The record is from RefSeq and is a predicted model, not a curated record.
AGUUGGUGAGAGAUCCUACCUCUGUAGCUGUUUUUGCCUACAAUGCACAGCAGUUUUUGAUAAAUUAUAAUUUAGAUGGUAUUGACCUAGACUGGGAGUUCCCUGCCUGGCCAGCAUGGAAGAAGAAUGUUUUGGAAAAGAAAUGGUUUACAUACUUUGUCCUUCAGCUAAAUAAUGCUCUCAAGUUGGCUGCACAUCCUUCUUUCCUCCUAAGCAUAGCUGUAGGUACUCCAAAACCCAUUGUGGAUCAUUGCUACGAGGUUGACCAACUGGCAAAAUAUGUAGAUUUUGUGUCCAUUAUGGGCUAUGACUACCACAUGUAUCAGUCAUACUUACCCUUCACUGGUCACAACGCUCCCCUGGCAGAACGGCAUGAUGAGAUUGGAUACUUUUCCACGCUGAAUAUUGAAUGGGCAACCCAGUAUUGGCUGCAAAAGGGAAUGCCUAAAGAAAAGUUGAUGGUUGGUAUACCCACUUAUGGACGCACAUGGAGGCUGCUGAGCGGUGCAUGGCAUAAUGUUGGAGCUCCAGCAGUUGGGACUGGAAUGUUGGGAGGAUCUCUUACUUACACAGAAGCAUGCAUCUUUGUGAAAGAGGGAGCAACAGCUUAUUUUGAUGAUGAGAGUAAAGUGCCAUAUGCUGUCAGAGGAAGAGAUUGGGUCUCUUAUGAAAAUCCUGCAAGUAUCAGAGCCAAGGCUGAAUGGGUCAAGACUUCAGGUGUGGCUGGGGUGAUGACCUUUGACCUUAAUUCUGAUGACUAUGCUGGCCUGUGCUCAAGGAAGAAAUUUGAACUGCACAACAUAAUUAAGGAUACUUUGUCUGAUAUUCCACACAAAUAAGUAUAUAAAGGAUUAUAUUAUAUCAUGAGUAUUUUGUAUUAUAAAAAGGAUUUCUUAAGGCAUGUCCAGGUGGGAAGACAAGAUUGGCAGGCAUGCCAGAAAAGUGAUGUCAGAGGCAGGCAAACUACCAGUUAAACUCAUUCCACUCUUAAAUUAGUGUAACCAGUAUUUUGCCUGCCUUUGACAUCACUCUUUGGCCAUGCCUGCUCUUUAGACAUGGCUUUAAAGUUUUACAAAUUGGAUUCUUAUUACAGAGAUGCUUACCCGAAAUCUAGCCCAUCAGUAAUUUUUUCAAAAAAUUUGUAGAUUUUCGGUAAUUUGGUGGUACUUACCCAUAAUGAACUGUAUAUGGCAAUAUUUUGACAAAUAUUAUCUUUUCAACAAGAAAACAUAAAAAAUAUCAGAUCUGGAUUACUUUUCUCUUCUCAGCAAAUUCACAAACUUUUUUUUUUUUUUUUUUUUUUUACUUUUUUUUUACUUUACUUUUUACUCAUAUCCACACUCUAAAACAGCAUAAGUAAGAAAAAAAUUGGCACAGACUUGGUAAUGAACAUUCAUGUACAGUGCAGUGAGGUGAUCACAAUUUGCAAUGCAGUCUCGCUCAAUCCAAAUCUCAAUGCAUUCGGUAUAUACACAGUAUUGUAGUGGGCAAGGCUGCCAGUAAUUGGGUUGGUUGUACAAGACUGGCGAGCCUUUUUAUAGUAGUGAAGACAAUCAGAUAUCAGGAUUUUAAUAAAUGAACAUUUUUUCUUAAAAAUCCUAAUUAAAAGAGUUAAAAUUUUAUUAAUUAUGGGCAAAUUGUAAGGUUAACAUCUCUGUUAAUAUGAUAAGUAAAUCCAAAUAAGUGUUGAUGGGUAUGAUCUUUUAUAUGCCUCAACAUAUUAAUAUUUAUACGGUAAAAUUUUAUAUUUAUGGUUGAUUAUUCUUAUAUGAUUACACUUAUACUCUUAUAUUCAGGUGAAUUAUAUUAAGAUAUUACAACAACUUUCUAAAAUAUAGCCUCUUUCAGACUAGUUAUAAUUAGUUGUGUAAUUAUUCUAGCUGAAGAGAUAAUACUUUUUAAGCUUGUAUCCUUUCAGUGAAAAUGAAGUGCACACCUCCAAUCAAGAGAGAUGCUUUAAUGUUGAUAAUUUAAUACAUUUACUUUAAUCAUUGAACAGCCAAGAUUUGAUAUCACCAGUGUGCCUCUUUCUAAAUUCAUGUAGAGUUAAAGAGUGAAGUUACUGGAUUUUGAAAGUGGUAACCCAAUAACCCUGGGUAAAAAAAUAGGCAAGUGGACAUCAAAUCAGGAUUGUUGGCACACAUCAACAGUUUCCCUUGUUACUGCCUGACUUGUUUGGUAGUUUAUGGGCAAUGUUAGGUACCUAAAAGCUUAUA